AUGUGGCAUUCACCAUCCUCUGAUUUUUGGCCGCCUCUGGGUGGAAGGGUGUGUAGACUUGGUAGGCCUCACAGAGGAGCUCGUAGAAUUCGCUUGGUGAUUCCUCUGGCUUCUGAGUGAUCAGAGCGACUUUGUUCAUGUUGGUUGGUUUUCUGGCUCCCUCCCAGACCCUAUGGAGGAGAGCUUCCCGAUACCUUCCGAGUGCCUCGUGUCCACUCGGGGAGUUGAAAUUCCAAUCCAGAUUGGUCUCAGGUGCUGCUCUCUGUGCCUACUGCUCCACGUCCAAGGUCCCUGCUGGAGCCUGGUCCUGGAGCCAACUCCAGGUCCCAGCUACAAUGUGGUGUCAUUCUUCCGUGUUAAAAAGGGUCAGAAGGAGCUGGUGGCAGUCUUCCCCAGUGGGAUGGUGGGUCUGAAAGAUGGAUUCCAGGAGGUCAAUGAGGGCCUGAGGUUUUUCAGAGUAAGGCGGGGUGUGGUGCUUCCAGUCCAGAAGGUCAGUGGUGGAGAAGGGCUGGUAGUACAGGACCAGCUGACCUGGCUGAACAGACCCAUCAUCCGUAAUCUGCAUCGGACCUCACACCUCAUGCAAGGGCAUCUGGAGGGCUGAACUCGGGGCCUGAGCUGACCAUAGCCAGUGGGUGAUGGGAGUGCCGGUACCUGCUUGGUCUGGAACUGGCCAUGGGGAGACUGAUGGUGGCAAGGUGUCUGAUGGAUUCGGGGGCACUUCAGGAGGUGUCACAGUAGGGUUGUAGGGCGGUGGUGGUGGAUCCUCUUCAGGAGCUUCCUGAUAGAUGGGUUUGGACAGUUUGGAGUCUCUGGUCCUUUGGGCCACAAAAAGUCUGCUCUGUCCCUUAUUAGCAUAGAACCAGACCCAAGGGGGCAGGGUCUGAGCAAUCUCUAGCCGUGAAUCUAUGUAAGGGAAUUGGUCCAGGUGGCGGGGAGUCCCGGUCACGAUUCUCCAAACUGCUCGCAGGGUGGGGAGGUCUGGGUUCCUGUUGUGGACCAAUAGACCCCGAAUGUGGGCCAUUCAUGUUCACAGAGGACCUUACGUCUACUGGGACUCAUUAUGACACCGUAAUCUACUGUGAAGCCCUUCUUAAAGUUCUUUAACAUGCAUCUAAGGACUGUAGGCUUAGAUUCUACGCUACCCAUCCUAGACCCUGGAAUGGUGUUGCAGCUUAACAAAGGGAGGUGGUUUGUCUCAGAUGUCUGCCUGGCUGCGUCCCUCUCAGGAACUUAGGUGCGUCUUGGCAAAGGUGUGCCCGUAUAAACCCCAGGCCUCAUCGCUCCCUUUAGGGGAGAGAAUCACCAUUAUGACGUAGACACCCCUGCGGAACUGCAGGUGAGGACCCACUCAGGUUCCGUAGCCGUAAUCAUAGAACUGCAAACAGUCACUCUUCACAAAAGGGGGUUUCUCUCAGGUGUCCGCCUGGCUGCAUCCCUCUCGGGAACUUAGGUGAGUCUUGGCAAAGGUGUGCCCAUAUAAACCCCGGGCCUGGUCGCUCCCUUUAGGGGAACUAUGCUGUAAGAUGCUGCUGCAGAAUCUCAGACAGGCAGAGGUUACACAUCCCCCCCCCUGGGAAUUCCCUGCACUCAGGAGGUGAUCCAGCUCCUCUUCCAUCCUCUGAUGGGCCUGCCUCGGACGGGUCCCGGGACCUUACCUGGUCCGAUGCUUCCAGACCUGAUUUGACUUGUCCGUCCUUCCGGCGUGUCCGGAAUGGAGCUGCGACCCUAUCAAUGGGAAGUGAUCAUGCCUGCCCUGGAGGGCAAGAAUAUCAUCAUAUGGCUGCCCACGGGUGCUGGGAAGACCCGGGCAGCUGCUUACGUGGCCAAGAGGCAUCUAGAGACUGUGGAUGGAGCCAAGGUCGUUGUGUUGGUCAAUAGGGUGCACCUGGUGACCCAGCACGGUGAAGAGUUCAGCCGCAUGUUGGACGGACGCUGGACCAUGACAACCCUGCGAGGAGACAUGGGGCCACGUGCUGGCUUUGGCCACCUGGCCCGGUGCCACGACCUGCUCAUCUGCACAGCUCAGCUGCUGCAGAUGGCACUGACUAGCACUGAGGAGGAGGAGCACGUGGAGCUCACCGCCUUCUCCCUGCUCAUAGUGGAUGAGUGUCACCACACGCACAAGGAUACUGUCUACAAUGUCAUCCUGAGCCGGUACCUAGAGAACAAACUCUGGAGGGCAUGCCCUAUACCCCAGGUGCUGGGUCUCACAGCCUCCCCAGGCACCGGCAGGGCCUCUAAGCUCGAUGGGGCCAUUGACCACAUCCUUCAGCUGUGUGCCAACUUGGACACGUGGCGCAUCAUGUCACCCCAGAACUCCCGCCCCCAGCUGCAGGAGCACAACCAGCGGCCCUGCAAACAGUAUGACCUCUGCAACAGGCGCAGCCAGGAUCCAUUUGGGGACUUGCUAAAGGAACUCAUGGGCCAAAUCCAUGACCACCUCGAGAUGCCUGAGUUGAGCCGGGACUUUGGGACGCAGACUUAUGAGCAGCGAGUGAUGGAGUUGAGUCAGGACGCCGCUAAGGCCGGGCUGCAGCAGCGGCGCGUGCAUGCACUUCACCUGCGGCGCUACAACGACGCGCUGCUCAUCCACGACACGGUCCGCGCCGUGGACGCCCUGGACACGCUGCAGGAUUUCUACGACAGGGAGCGCAUCACUAAAACCCAGAUCCUGUGUGCCGAGCGCUGGCUGCUGGCGCUGUUCCAUGACCACAAGAAUGCACUGGCCCGCUUGGCAACUCACGGCCCAGAGAAUCCAAAACUGGAGAUGUUGGAAAAGAUCCUUCGAAAGCAGUUCUCAAGCCCCAACAGCCCCCGGGGCAUCAUCUUCACCCGCACCCGCCAGAGCGCUCACUCCCUCCUGCUCUGGCUCCACCAGCAGCCGGGCCUGCGGACCAUGGAUAUCAGAGCCCAGCUGCUGAUUGGGGCCGGGAACAACAGCCAAAGCACCCACAUGACCCAGAGUAACCAGGAAGAAGUGAUCCAGAAGUUCCGGGAUGGCACCCUGAACCUUCUGGUGGCCACGAGCGUGGCGGAGGAGGGGCUGGACAUCCCCCAGUGCAACGUGGUGGUGCGCUAUGGGCUCCUGACCAAUGAGAUCUCCAUGGUCCAGGCAAGGGGCCGUGCCCGGGCGGGUCAGAGCGUGUACUCCUUUGUAGCGGCUGAGGGCAGUCGGGAGCUGCGGCGGGAGCUGACCAACGAGGCACUGGAGACGCUGAUGGAGCAGGCAGUGGCUGCUGUGCAGAACAUGGACCAGGCCGAGUACCAGGCCAAGAUCCGGGAUCUGCAGCAGGCAGCCCUGGUCAAGCGGGCAGCCCAGGUGGCCCAGCGGGAGAGUCGGCGGCAGCAGUUCUCCGCAGAGCAUGUGCAGCUACUCUGCAUCAACUGCAUGGUGGCCGUGGGCCACGGGAGUGACCUGAAGAAGGUGGAGGGUGCCCACCACGUCAAUGUGAACCCCAACUUCUCGAUCUACUACACUGUCUCCCAGGAGCCUGUGGUCAUCAACAGAGUCUUCAAGGACUGGAAGCCCGGGGGUGCUGUUCGCUGCAGGAACUGUGGGGAGGGCUGGGGUAUGCAGAUAAUCUACAAGUCCGUGAAGCUGCCAGCGCUCAAAGUCCGCAGCAUGCUGCUGCAGACCCCUCAAGGGCGGAUCCAGGCCAAAAAGUGGUCCUGCGUGCCCUUCCCUGUGCCUGACUUCGACUUCCUGCAGCACUGUGCCCAGAACCUGCAGGACCUCUCCCUGGACUGACCACCUUGUCGCUGCAGUGCUCCGCUCAGGCUGCAGGGGGCAGGGUAGUCCACAGCAGCCAUCACCUUCCCCUGGACAAACCCUGGGUCUGGGCCCCUCCUUCCUGAGUCACCAGCUCUGGGCACCGAGCUGACCAGCCUCAGAGGAGCCCUGGGUGCCCAGGCUGACUUAGGCUCCCCAAAUGAGGAAGCAAGUGGAGGGCCACAACUCAACCCUGGAGGUACCUCAUGUACAUAGACAACUUUCAUUUGCACAGGAUGGGGAAGGGGGAGGCCGAGGCAAGAGAAUUGCCACAUUGUACCAGAAAUCAUGACAUCCCUUCCCUGCCAAGACUGCUUCUAUUUUUUCAGGCUCCUCACAAAUUAAAAAUAAAGAAAUGGAAAAAUGA
This is a messenger RNA of Lemur catta (Ring-tailed lemur), 4139 nucleotides long. RefSeq names its product DExH-box helicase 58 (gene DHX58). The transcript is spliced from 14 exons. NCBI's taxonomy places the organism in Eukaryota, Metazoa, Chordata, Mammalia, Primates, Lemuridae. The coding region runs from base 1715 to 3751 and encodes 678 amino acids. Gene Ontology annotation, biological process: positive regulation of interferon-beta production; innate immune response; response to virus. The record is from RefSeq and is a predicted model, not a curated record. Gene Ontology annotation, cellular component: cytoplasm. Gene Ontology annotation, molecular function: zinc ion binding; hydrolase activity; DNA binding.